Molecule: messenger RNA, 3435 nt
Organism: Cyprinus carpio (common carp)
Lineage: Eukaryota; Metazoa; Chordata; Actinopteri; Cypriniformes; Cyprinidae
Gene: sh3gl1b
Product: SH3-domain GRB2-like 1b
Biological process (GO): synaptic vesicle uncoating
Cellular component (GO): cytoplasm; glutamatergic synapse; presynapse
Molecular function (GO): protein binding
Source: RefSeq, a predicted model, not a curated record
CUCCGCUCGCGCAAGGAAUGUGCUUGCGUUGCGCAGGAAACCGCUAGUUUCUCAAGACUUACAAAUGCGGUGGAUGCACUGUAAACCGUAUUGAAUUCACAAUUUAGUAGAAAGCCAACAGAAGAACAUCUAUAAUAACAUAGCUUUAUAAAAACCUUUCCCAGCAGCCACCUGGAGUAUUUUUUGUGGAGCGGGUGUCGUUUAUCUGAGGACUUGAGUUUUAGAUUUCACUCAGCGACCGUUGACUUUUGUCACACUGUUGUGUCAGUGUAAAAACCUACUUUACAAGUCUUUUUUCGUCGAGAAAAGAGGAUUACGCUUUGAAGAUGUCCGUGGCGGGCUUAAAGAAGCAGUUUUACAAAGCCAGCCAGAUGGUGAGUGAGAAGGUUGGUGGUGCUGAGGGAACUAAACUGGACGAGGAGUUCAAGGACCUGGAGAGAAAAGUAGAUGUGACAAAUAAAGCUGUAAUAGAAGUCAUCUCUAAAACAUCAGAGUACCUGCAGCCCAAUCCAGCAUCUCGUGCAAAGCUCUCUAUGUUGAACACCAUGUCUAAGAUUAGAGGGCAGGUGAAGAGUCCAGGUUAUCCACAGGUAGAGGGGCUGCUGGGAGAAUGCAUGGCAAAGUAUGGCAGAGAACUCGGAGAGGACACAAACUUUGGUGGUGCUCUAGUUGAUGUUGGUGAAAGUAUGAAGAGGCUAGCAGAGGUGAAGGAUUCAUUGGACAUUGAUGUCAAACAGAAUUUCAUCGACCCGUUACAAGGCCUGUCUGACAAGGACCUGAGAGAAAUACAGCACCAUUUGAAAAAGCUUGAAGGACGCAGGCUGGAUUAUGACUACAAGAAGAAACGUCAGGGGAAAAUUCCAGAUGAAGAGGUCAGGCAGGCUCUGGAGAAGUUCCAUGAAUCUAAGGAAGUGGCUGAGAUCAGCAUGUACAACCUUCUGGAAACUGAUAUCGAGCAGGUGAGCCAGCUGUCGUCACUGGUCGAGUCUCAAUUGCAGUACCACAAACAGGCUGUUCAGAUCCUGGAUGAGCUUUCUGACAAACUCAGAGACAGGAUGAAAGAAGCUCAGUCACGUCCUCGUAAAGAGUAUGUGCCCAAGCCCAAGCCUGUAAUUGACUUUGGAGACACCAACGAACAGUCAAACGGUGGCUUCACCCCGGCAUCUGCUCCACCCAUGCGCAAUGCAGAGCCAUACCGCCAGUUUGGCAGAAUAUCCACGUGGAAACCCAGAUUGCCAGCGGAGCAGCCGUGCUGUAAAGCUCUUUAUGACUUCGAUCCGGAGAACGAAGGUGAAUUGGGCUUCCACGAGGGUGACAUCAUCACUCUGACCAAUCAGAUCGAUGAAAACUGGUAUGAAGGCAUGCUGCGUGGUCAAUCUGGAUUCUUCCCUCUCAACUACGUGGAGGUAAUCGUUCCUCUGCCACACUAAGAGGUCUUCGUUGAGGAAAAGAGGGGAGAGAGAGAAAGAGCAAUAAAAAAAGUGAAAGGGAGAAAGCUGGAUGGAAGUGAGGUAGGGAGAAAGGAGCCAGUUGAAGUCAUCUUGGUCUUCAUCCUCACCACAUUGUUGCCGUUGAUCCAAAUUUACCUGUACUCUGGCACUUUUACACAUUGAUUGAUUUUUUGAAGGAGGGAACUUUGGGAAAUGAUGACCUUUCACAUUCCAGGACUGACUGACUGACUGGCCGGUUGACUGACGUAUGAACGUUAUAACCUGGUCCUUAAGCUAACAUUUCAGACACACUAACUCACUUCAUUGUCCAAGUCUUUUAAUAAUGUCUCAUACUGUUUGUGCUGCAUGAACUGAAAAGAAAUGACUACAGACUAUGAUAUCCCUGUGGUGAAAUUAUCAUGCUUUUAAAGAGUAGACAGGCUGUUCUUAAUCAGUACAAAUUCUCAAUUGUUGGAUUGUGAGAAGUUGCAUUUUGACUGGUCCCCUUACUGCCCCUGCUGGUCAGGCUGCGACAUUGACUUUCUCAGAUUAGGGAGAAACUGCCUUGUAUCUGUGACCAACACGUGAGCACUGUGGGGCUGUGCAAUGUCCCAAUGUGCAGCAAUCCUGAGCCACAGGCCUGUAGAAAGGACAUUUUUGUACACUCCAUAAUUGUAACAUUUUUCUAUAGCUUUUUUUCAUCUAAUAUUUUUUACAAGAUAUUAGAAAUUAGACGCUGAAUUGCACCUUGGAUUAUGGCAUAAAGGUGAGGUAAAACACCUAAGGGAUGUGUUUAGUCAGGUAGAGAGGGUUUUACUGCACUACAACCGUUCUGAAACACUUUGUGCCCCCUUACAACUCUCUAAGGGUGGCAGACAAACCAUUUACACACUGUUUUCUGAAGGAAACACAGCCAAAUAGUUCUUCUUCCGGCAGCCUGAAUAAUAGUCUUCCUCUCUCUUUCUCCUCUUUUGAUGUCAGUUUACAGUAGUCUCUACAUCUGAUGCUGCUGGCAGUGUCCCGUUAUUUCAGGUGUGUAUAUGUGGGCCUGUUUAGGGUGGAUGUUGGCUCAUAAGCCCCAUAUUAAAGUCUAAUUAACAGAGAAUGUUUUGAUAUUAAAAAAAAAAAUCUUCCCAUCUUCAGAAAUGAAGGGAUGGUGCUACAUCUCUUGCUCUCUCCCAUCACUUGCAAUGUAUUUUCUGAGCUUUAAGAGUGAUUGAAGAUCUAGUUUCUUCAGUGUUCCCUAGUUUUUAGGAUGUUUUUUUUUCAAAUGCUAUUCCGUCACACUCCAUAAAAGCAUGGACCUACACACCCUCCACCCCGACUCCCACGUCCUGUCUGCAUAGAGCACCUAUGUGUCCUUUUCCUCUCAGCAUCUGUUUACAUGUUUUGUCCACGGUUUGUUUGUUUUUUUGCUCAUCAUAACAGACGGUAGUAGAUGUGCUGAAGCAGACAGGCUAUGAUCACCGUUUCAAUGUGAAAAAAAAGAGUUUUAGUGCCUUUUCGAUGGCAAGAAUGGAUCUAGAACACCCAACAAAAUAUUCAUUUUGAUUUUCGAGCUAAUAUGUAGUUCCUGUCUGUCCUUUUUCUUUAUUUACGAAGGGCUUGUUGGUUUCAAUAUUUGGCAUGAGCUGUGACCAGAUGUACAAGCAUGUGUACAGAUGUGCCUUUGCAACACUACAAGUUUAAGAAAACAACAAAUGGGUUAUUUCUGUCUAAUCGAAUGAGGGUACCAGAAUGAUUUUCAUGAAAAGAAAUCAUUCUGGUUUUGCUCUUUUUAGUAUUAUAUUUUUUUUUAUAUGCAUACAAAACCAUUCAACCUUUUUUAUUAAUGAUUUUUGCAUGUUAGCUUAAUAGCAGGCUGAUGUAUGUUGUAGUUUUAAAGUCUCCUCUUGUAUGUUUCAGAUUUAACUGCAUUAUAUUGUUAUUCUUAAAUAUCCCAAACCCUAAAUAUUUGUAUCUUAUUGUGUCCACUCGUCUUUAAGUAAAUAAAUUCAAGAAAGUA